Messenger RNA from Trichoderma virens Gv29-8, 943 nucleotides. RefSeq lists its product as uncharacterized. The transcript has 2 exons. Bases 154 to 843 code for a protein of 229 amino acids. The record is from RefSeq and is a predicted model, not a curated record. Lineage: Eukaryota; Fungi; Ascomycota; Sordariomycetes; Hypocreales; Hypocreaceae. Gene Ontology annotation, molecular function: O-methyltransferase activity; S-adenosylmethionine-dependent methyltransferase activity.
GCUGCUAGCCCAUAGGAAUAGCUCCUACUAUAUUUCGCUACUUAAAAUAUGCGACUCCUUCCGAGAUGUGAGGGAUGUCGUAUAUACUCUGCGCGGCCUAUCGGCAUUUCAAGAACUCCGAAUUUUCAGCUCUUACCAAUACACCACUUCGAUAUGGCUUUCACAACGCCAGCAAUGGAGGCCGUUCUCAGCUAUGAUAAUUUUCGCUUAGCCCCAAGCUUCGACGCACAAGCUCAAUCUGCUUUGCUCCGUCCCAAUCCCAAGCUUGAACAAUGCUUGGUCAACUCGACAGCCAAAGGCCUUCCACCCAUCAGUGUCCUCCCCAUGUCCGGUCAACAUCUAUCCAUUCUCGCUCAGCUCAUGGGAGUCAAAUCAGUUCUCGAAAUUGGUACGCUGGGGGGCUACUCGACUAUCUGUUUUGCGGAAGCAGGAGCCAAGGUAACCAGUAUCGAAAUCGACCCAAAACAUCGGGACACGGCAUUGGAGAAUGUCAAUGGCCUCGAUGUAGAGAUUCUGCUUGGAUCAGCGCUGGAUGUAUUGCCGAAACUUGCGGAGGAAGGGAGGCAGUUUGACAUGGUAUUUAUCGACGCGGACUUCGAAGAUCAAUGGGAGCACUUCGACUGGGCGGUCAAGUUAACGCGUCCAAAGGGAUGCAUCUUUCUAGACGAUGUGAUUCCAUCAAUGAUUAAGAAUGGGCUAGAGGAAGGGGGCGAGACUAUCUUGACAAAGAUUGGCAGAGAUGAGCGAGUCCAGGCCACACUGAUGCCGACAGUGGCUUGCCAUUCAAUGAUACCUACACCGGUGUUUACUGGCUUCAUCCUCGCCGUGGUUAAGAGCCACUGAUGCCUACAAGAUCCCGUAGAAAAGCAUUAGGGGUAAAUAUGGAAUCUAAGUAGCUAUAGUCAGACAUAUUAAAUAACCGAAGGCGAAAGCCCGGGGACGU